Trachymyrmex septentrionalis is the source of this 3258-nucleotide messenger RNA. RefSeq names its product cytosolic carboxypeptidase 2. Gene Ontology annotation, biological process: proteolysis. NCBI's taxonomy places the organism in Eukaryota, Metazoa, Arthropoda, Insecta, Hymenoptera, Formicidae. Bases 1 to 3258 code for a protein of 1085 amino acids. The record is from RefSeq and is a predicted model, not a curated record. Gene Ontology annotation, molecular function: metallocarboxypeptidase activity; zinc ion binding. The transcript is spliced from 15 exons.
AUGAAGACGCAAUCGAGCAGCAGAGUGAGAGAGCUCCAGGCCGUGCUGUUUCCGGUUCAACCCAUUCCAGGUGGCAUGCUCUCUGAUCUAACGCCGCAAGAUUUACAAGUGUCUCAACUGGAACGUUACGAGAGCUCAGCUCUAAGACGAGACGCGGAAUCGGCACUGUUCGCGAUACCUUUGGGUCUAUCCAGGUAUCGGUACUCGAAGGAGGCCCUUCGAGCAGUACUCGAUGCACGUUGCAUCGUCGACGGAAGCAUCCAGGAAGCGGCCAGGUGGCCGACCGAAUGCCAGGUGAUCCCAGAAAGAAUUCGUCACAUAGAGUACAACCCUGCCACACCGGAAGCCUUCUACGUGUCAACCGGAAAGGAACCGAGACCCAAACCAAUCGGUGACGAGCUUGGAACGGUGAUAUUUCGUUACUGCCCAACUAACGUUACCAAUUACAUUAGCCGAUCUUGCGUAGGCGGUAGCACAGUGUUACCGUUCCACACGGAUUUCUCCGGGGAAUCAACCGCGUGUGCCAAUGGGAAUGACAUCUUCUUCGUCGCCGAAGCGUCCCGGCCGAAAGAUGACAAUACGGACUUACAGUUCGAAUCGCGAUUUGAGUCCGGAAACCUCGGCAAAGUAGUAAAAAUAACCGACACAUAUUACCAGCUCUAUCUAAGAAGAGAUCUCUACACGCAGAGGCAUACACAGUGGUACUACUUCAGGGUAUCAAAUACAAGAAGCAGACUCACGUACAGGUUCUCAAUCGUAAAUAUGUGUAAAGAAGAGAGCCUUUAUAACGAAGGCCUCAAGCCUCUUUUAUACUCCACUGAAGACGCUCGAACUCGAUCCGUAGGAUGGAGAAGAUGCGGCGACAACAUCACGUAUUACCGAAAUAACGACUCAUCCGAUGACGAGAAGGAGAAACACACGCUGACGUUUAACAUCUCAUUUCCUCAUGAUCGUGACAUCGUUUACUUGGCGCACUGCUAUCCGUAUACCUACACCGAUCUACAGGAAUAUCUCGGUAAGAUCGUGGCUGACCCCACAAAGACGAGGUUCGCCAAACUGCGCCUGCUGUGCCGCAGUCUGGCCGGAAACGGCGUGUAUUAUUUGACGAUCACCGCACCGACCCAUGACGAAGACGUGCGUAGGAAGCGGGGCGUCGUUAUCACGUCUCGGGUGCAUCCUGGUGAGACACCGUCGAGCUGGACGAUGAAGGGUAUCAUCGACUUCCUCACCGGCGACACGAAUCGGGCUAGAGAGCUUAGAGAGAGAUUCGUCUUCAAGUUGGUGCCGAUGCUGAACCCAGACGGCGUUAUAGUGGGUAACAAUCGGUGCUCCUUGUCCGGGAAGGAUCUAAAUCGACAGUACAGGACAGUGAUGAGAGAGAGUUACCCGUCUGUCUGGCAUACGAAGCUAAUGAUCCGGAGGCUCCUCGAGGAAUGCGGGGUGGCGAUAUACUGCGAUCUCCACGCUCAUUCGAGGAAACACAAUAUAUUCGCCUACGGUUGCGAAAGCAAGAGGACAGGAUGCAAUGGAAAGCUGUCGGAACAGGUGUUUCCGCUGAUGCUUCAUAAAAACGCAGCUGAUAAGUUCUCCUUCGAGAAUUGCAAAUUCCACGUUGAGAAGUUGAAAGAAGGUACUGGCAGAGUGGUUGUAUGGUCGAUGGGCGUGCAGAACAGUUAUACCAUGGAGGCUUCUAUGGGCGGUUCUAAAAUCGGUUCAAGAUGCGGAACGCAUUUUUCCAUUCAAGAUUACGAACAGAUCGGCAAGGCAUUCUGCGAGACCCUACUUGACUUUUCCGAUCAAGAUCCCAUGAAGGAAAGACUCCGAAAUAAGAUUAUAGCCAGAUUAGCGAAGGAGGGAUCCAAUGCUGAAGAGCCUACCAAUAUCGAUUUGACCGACUAUUCAAGCGACGAAGGAGAUAUCUCACAGGCGAGUUUUUCGUCGGAAGAGGGUAGGACUGAGUACACCGAUGCUACGUGGUCCAGCGAGGGCGGAGAGUUCUUGGCGAGUCGCCGUCGAUAUCUUUGUGUGCCACCACCGUCGCCGACCUUCGUACCACCGAGAAGUGUCGGUCUUUACAGAAGAAGAGCACGAAGGGACAUCGCGGGAAGAAUUUAUUUGGAGCGCAGGAAAAAUCUGGCACGACGAGCGGUGAUGGAUUUGCCGACCACAGAUCCAGGUAGCGAUCUGUGUGAUCUGACCGACUCGGCUGAUGAAAGUUUUGUUAGAAGCGAGGGAAGAGAAUAUGAUGAUGUAUGGAGAAGUACGCAGGAACAUCGAGAAGAGAUAAUCGAACUCUCCGAACGGCAGACAAUCGAGAAAGAGGAGAAGACGUUGAUCUUACCGGAAAUUGUAAGACCUCGCAGCGUAUCUUUUGGAGAGUUACUACCACGGAAAGAUAACCGGAAGACUCGGCAACAUCCGCGAUGUCUUCGAAUGCUGAGAAAUCCGUCACCGGUGUCGCCGACUAGCCAAGAGGUGAGAAUCAAGCUCACAUCACUGAGACGGCAGAUCUGGACUGGCGUGUCGACCAGCACCGGUGCCGACGAGAACAACGAAGCGGAACGUCUCGUCGACACAUUUGUUAAGACGCCGUUGAGUUGGGGUGUCUCCAGACACGCUCUGAUGCACUAUCCCACGGACGGCGAGGUCACGUUAAAGCCGCAGUCCAAGAAGCCGCAGUCGCUCGUCUACGACACGGACAAGGACGACGCGAGGAAAACACGGAAGAAAUUGCGACGGAAUGCGUCCCAAUUGAAGGCAUCCGCGCGAACAGACGGGCAGAAACCGUCCAAGAGGAAGAAUGCGAAGCUUGACUGGCAACGGGCGGUGAACCUAAACUCCCGGGGCAAGGAUGCGAGAAUCACAAGAACUUCCUCUCUCCUGACGAUUGAAGCGGAUUCGUUGAAGCUGCUGGCCACGUCGACGGUGUCCAAGCAGCCACAGCGACCGCAGCGGAAACUCGAGUCGCGUCGAAAGUUUCGCGGUGUCGGUACGGUGGCCUCCACCUGCGUCGGCGUCGGGGUGAAGACGAGCGUCGCGAAGACAACGAGAACGCGAGCGUGCCGUCGCGACGCCUUCUGCGAGAGCACGACGUCGGACGAUGCCUCGUCAGAUUCGGGUAAGCCGAAAGUUGUGAAGAAGAAGCAGAAGAAAAAAAAGCAACAGCAACAACAACAACCGCCGCCGAGGAAAACAAACAGAAGAACUGAACAAAGCAAGCGGGUCUGCAGCGCGAAGACCUCGCACAAUAACGUUUGA